Messenger RNA from Rotaria sordida, 1305 nucleotides. The record is from the annotation of a GenBank genome assembly. NCBI's taxonomy places the organism in Eukaryota, Metazoa, Rotifera, Eurotatoria, Philodinida, Philodinidae.
AUGACUCGAUUAGAAAAUUUGUCUAACGAACUAUUCUUCGAAAUUUUUGACUAUUUACAUGCACUUGAUAUUUUUAUGGGAUUUUCGUCACUCAACGAACGUAUUUCAAUGAUUCUUUCUUCAAUUCCUCUUCGUGUUGUUGUUUCAUCAUAUCAUUGUUAUCGUCAACUAGAAAUUCUAUCAUCAUAUCUCAUGAAUCACGCACAUCAAGUCAUUUCCCUUUCUCUUCAAAAUUAUGUUCGUGAUUUUUCAUCUGUUAUUUCUUUCUUUUUUACUCGACAUACAUUUGAAAAUCUUGAAUUAUGUGCAUUUUACUCAGAUCAUUCAUCACUACGACUACAAAAUGUUAUUCAACAACUACAAAAUCUCAAUAAACUUAGAUCGUUUCGAUUAAUCGCAGCUCCUUGUAUAGAAUUUUGUGAAACAGAAAGGCAAUAUUUACGUCAAACUAUUUUAACACAUAAAUCAUCUUCACUUCGUUCAAUCGAGCUUUCAUAUUACUUUAAUCAUUCACAUAUUACAACUGCCGUUACUUGUAAUUGGAUACUUACAUCAUUGACUUUGACAUUUUAUAAGUUACCUGGUAAUUUAUCAAUUUAUUGUAUCCUUUCGGUGCUUCAUACUUAUCGUGCAUUGCAACGUCUUCAUUUAUAUAUAUCAACAUUUACUCGUUCGGAUGUUGAACAAUCAUAGUAAGUUUUUGUCAAAUGAUAUACUAUUAGUUUGCCAUUUCAUUGAAAUUCUUUCAAGAAUCACAUAGAGUUUUAGUAGCUUUACAAAUGUACGAUUUUUUUAUAUAUAUUACUUUUGAUAAUUAGAGUAAUAUGUGUCGAUGAAAUUAUUUUUUAAGUGAUUCAAAGGAUAUUACACUUGUGUCUUUCAGAAGGGUGUGGGUGUGGGUGUGGGUGGGUGUGGGUGUGGGUGUAGGUGUGGGUGUGGGUGUGGGUGUGGGUGGGUGUGGGUGUGGGUGGGUGUGGGUGUGGGUGUGGAUGUGGGUGUGGGUGUGGGUGGGUGGGUGUGGGUGUGGGUGUGGGUGUUGGUUCAAUCAAUGGUCAUCCACACUCAUACCCACAUCUAAUCACACCCACAUCUAAUCACGCCUACAUCUAAUCACACCCACAUCUAAUCACGCCCACAUCUAAUCACACCCAUAUCUACUCACACCCACAUUUAGUCACACCCACAUCUAGUCACACCCACAUCUACCCACAGCCAUGCCCUGCAUUUAAACGAUGUUCACGUCCUAACAUCAUAGAGAGAAUCACACUAUUCUGCAUAGUCUAUUCGAAAUGGAGUAUCUUGGAC